Hemiscyllium ocellatum (epaulette shark) is the source of this 10291-nucleotide messenger RNA. RefSeq names its product C2 domain containing 3 centriole elongation regulator (gene c2cd3). The transcript has 33 exons. The record is from RefSeq and is a predicted model, not a curated record. Lineage: Eukaryota; Metazoa; Chordata; Chondrichthyes; Orectolobiformes; Hemiscylliidae. Gene Ontology annotation, biological process: centriole elongation; cilium assembly. The coding region runs from base 118 to 7260 and encodes 2380 amino acids. Gene Ontology annotation, cellular component: centriole; centriolar satellite.
GGUAGUCCUGCCGCCGGCGCUUGUAGUAGGAGCGGGAGUGAAUUGAAUAGAUCGGUUUGUCGUGGGAGAGGUUCAAAUUGUUGUAAAUACUAUGUGUAGGAAAGUACCAGGAAAACGAUGAAAACCAAAAAAACUAAAGCGGUAAAACUCGGAAAGAAAACCAAAGGAAUUAGUGACGUCUUGCCAUCUACUAGUCUGCCACCACUUGUUGAAGGCCAGGUUCAAUAUUUUCUCAGGGUAACAAUUAGUAAGAUCUUGUGGAACAUUCCCAGGCCUCCAGCUGUCCCCCUUGUUCGACUGCGCUGGUGGGGUGAAACCUCCAAUGGCACCCUGUUUCGACCUGGAGAUGCUUCACAUAUUGAACCCAAGUCUGUGAAAACAACUGCACGAUAUGCUGUUCGCUGUGGACAGAAACAAUUUACUUCUUAUCUCACAGAUAUGGGAGUAUUGAUAUUGGAGGUGAUGGGAAAGCCUGACCAUCUUCCUAUUGGCCGAGUUAAAAUAAACGGAAUUCCACAGCUUUCACCAACCCAUGGGAUUAGUGGGUUCUUCAAAAUGAUUUCACCCACCUCUGAGAAACUUGGAGAACUACAGGUGUCACUUGCUCUGGAACCUCUGUCAGACAGUUACAGCAGCAGCAGUUCUGUUCCAAACACUGACAUGAGUAUGGAUGGUGCAAUUUCAGUCAAAAACUCUGCAGUAUUGCAUAGUUCAAAAGCAGGAUCUUUUGAAAAUCUCAAUGAGCUUCCUGCUCUUCGUAAAUCAUCCAUAACCAGUGCAAGUGGAAAGGAAUCGCUGUCAAGUAGCACCUGUAAUACCCCAAGAGGACGAGACCAUAUGUAUUUCCAGGAGAAUGCCAAAAUUACUAAGACCAUUUCAUCUGAAAAUAAGCAGUCAUUGCCUUCAGCCCCCAUUGCUCAUGAAGAGGCUGGUGACAAGCAGAUUGCUGAACAAGUAUUGCUAGCAGAUAACCAAUCCACCAAAAACCUUAUUUCAGUUCUGUUGGACCGAGGCAGCAAACUACGAAAUGCAAUGGUGGUUUCUGCUAUGCAAACUGUUCCUGACAAUGUAUCUGCAUUGGCGAACAUUCCUUCGGUGGAUCCGUAUCAGGACAUUGGCAAACCAAUACCAAAAAUAGCAUCUUCUUCAGGAAAGUUGCUGGAAUCUGAAGCUACUUGCAUAACCAAAGCUUCUUUAUUGCCUUCCCCUGAGCACCCCUUAAAAGAAGCCCAUCCAAACACAGACACCACAGUCAUCAAAUUACUCCUAGGCAGCUCUGACUCGAUCCCUCUUCAUGACUGGGAUGGCCUGGGCUCUCUUCCAGAGUCCCUAUCUGCAGGAAGUAGUGUUUUGGAUGAAAGUGAACUGAAUGAUCCUCAUUAUGAUCAGAGUCUCUUGGAACAUCUUUUCUACAAGAAUUCUAAAUCUGAAAGUAGUGCUAGUGAUUUUACUAGUGAAGAUGAGGAAUUCGACAUCUCAAAGAAAAAACUGAAACAGCAGUCCCUUUGCAAAACUGAUAUCCAUAACCAGCACAGUCUGUCACAUAAUGCCCCACAUCACAAUGUUACUGGUUUGAAUCAAAAUGGGGCAGGAAAAAGUACCAGCUCCCACCCUCUGCAAGAAGGUCCUCUACUAGAUGAGCAGGAAGUGCAAGCCAUUGGGUUAAGUGUUGAUAGAAUAACCCUGUUGGGUCGCAUUUACCUUGCCCGAGUCAUCAUUGAGACACUAAAACUCCCUCCUGACAGCACUCAAACAACACCAAAACAAAAAGGCAGUAGUGGAAAGCCACCUCGACCAGUUCCUGGAAGAAAAUGCACGUACUUUGUUGAGUAUCACUUUCCUGUGGCUACACCUUCAAGAGCUGGAGGCAGAAAUGUUUCCAUGGCAUCUGAAAUUACAUGGGUAGCUUCCAGCAAAGUUACACGAGAAGUUGUGAAGUUCCAGCAGCGUUUUGUUUUUCCUAUUUGUUUUAGUGGUUUAAUGAUAGAGCGAUGGUGGAACUCUGAUCUUGUGUUCAAAAUUCAUUCCAAAAAGAGUACACAGAAAAAGCCCAUUUUGAUCGGUACAGCUACUCUUGCACUUAGAGCUGUCAUUCAAUCAGACUUGUUAAGUAUUACCAAUGAAUUGCCUGUGGAAAUGGUGUUUGACAAUAAAGGACAACAGCAACCAAUUGGUCCAUUAAAGGUGACUAUCGAGCUUGUCGCUGACAACAAAAAUGUUACCAGUGCUAAUGCCAGAUUAGCUGUUUCUCCUAAGAGGACUUGUGCUGUAUCUAAUCCAGCUGUAUCAAAGCUUCCGGUAGAGCAGCUCAAAGAUGUUGAUGUUUGUCCAGUUGAUCCCUCUCCUUUACGUCCACGUGCCCUUAAAUUGUCAAGUAAAAGAAACGUUGAAGCUCAUUUGAAACAAAGUUGUGCAAACUACAUAUCCAGACCGAGCUAUCAAAAUCAUCAUAAUGCUUCCCCUGAAUCUGCAGUGCAAAAUUCAAUAGAACAGUUUAAUUUUUCAGUUGAAGAAGAAAUGGGUUUUUUAUUGCAUGUUCUACUGAUGGUGCCUGAUGGAAAAGACUUUGUCGUGAGAGAUGGCAGAAUGCAGCAACAGGACAAUAUCUACCUAAAAUGUAAGCUUUUCAGCACAGAUGAGGCAACAAGAUCGACAGUUAGCUGCAGCACAAGCUGCCCAGUUUUCAACUUCUCACUGGUAACUCCAAUCACAUUGACUCCCAGAUUAUUGGAGAGGAUGAAGAAUAACAUGAUGAUUAUAGAGGUCUGGAAUAAAGUGAUUAACACACGGCAUGAGCAACUCCUUGGCCUUGUGAAGCUACCUCUACAUCAGUUUUAUAUAUCUUUUAGGGAUCCCAAGAUUUCACAUUUAUUGCUCCAAGCUCAAUAUCCCGUGGUUGCCGUGGACAGCUACAUGCCAAUGAUGGAUGUUUUCACAGGCAGUCAAAAGGGCAACCUUCGUGUUCUACUAGCAAUGGGAGAAGCAGACCAAAUAGCAGCACUUCAGAAAUUGAAAAAUGAUGAGGGAAUAUCGCUUGCUAGUGUGCAGCAGAUACCUCAUUUUCUGGAUCAAGUGCCUUCAGUUCCUUCAAAGUUGGACAGAAAGGAGACAAAACAACUGAUAGAACAUAUAUUUGAGAUAAAUGUGAUGCAACUUAAAGGAUUGACUCCUUUGCAAUCCACUGUCUGGGGAGAAGCAGACUGCUAUGUACAAUAUUAUUUCCCAACUCAAGAUGUAGAUACAAUAACUGAGAGAGUACCAUUUGGAAAUGACAUCAUGUUGAAGCCUUUUCGAACAUCAACCACAUUGUGUGUACCAGAUCCUCUGUUUAAUGACUGCCAAAAUCAUUCUCUUCUCAUCCCACUGGACCUUCCAGUGCAGAAGAUACUGCUGAAUACUUUUUCAAAGCAAAUAUUUGGAGAAGGCGGUGGCAUUCAGUUUGAAGUUUGGUGUAGGUAUUAUUACCCUAAUGUUAGAGACCAGCUUGUUGCCAGGAGUGUCCUACCUUUAUCAAAGCUGUGUGCUAUGGUAACUAUGCAACAUCGCAAGGAAGUUGGAGUUCAAAUGUUUAGCAUUCCCCUAAUGCCUAGAACAGAAAAUGUUGAAGGACAUCCUGUGCGCUCCACCGGCUUAUUGGAUGUUAGUGUAAAAUACAGACGUUCAGUGCAAACAACUGAGGAUGCCAGGGAAGGUAUCGUAGCAUCUCAUGCUGUGUCCCUUUCAAUAAAGCUCCUCCGGGCUUCAGGGCUACAAGCUGCAGCAAGGAUUGCAGCAGAAAGGAACCAAUCAUUGAAAUACCAAUCUGAAAUUGGUGUGAAUACGUAUGUUACAAUUCGUAUUUCCUUUCUGCUGGAAAACGAAAGGCAAUGUACAAAUGUGGUUGCCCGUACAUUCUGCCCAGAAUUUGAUCAUUCCUCUGAAUUUCCAUGCAACCUGGUAAUGCAGAGAUCCACAGGAGAGAGUUUCAGUUUGGCUGAACUACUGGAGUCAUCAGAAGCCGUGUUUACUAUCUACCAUCAGUCUGUUACAACAGCUAAACAAAGCACAUUUGUAAUUGGUUCAUCAAAGGACAUUGAAUUGGGAUCUGUACGGAUUCCCCUGUCAGCCUUGCUGACCAGACGGACAGGCAUCUCGGGUUGGUAUGCAGUGAGUCUUCCAGAGGUUAUCACUUCUGCUCAGUCUUGUGGAAUUCUACAGAACUUAGUCGGUGGGCUUGAGAUUUCAAUCCACUUUGCACAUCCCAAUGACAGAGAGCGUGUCAUAAAGGCUGCAGAGGCACUGGACUGGCAGUGUGGAACAAAUGAGGAAAAAGUUAAAGAGUGGCAAUCCCCAGAAAGUAGUGUAUCAAUAACACUAACUGUGUCACGGAUAUGGCUCCCAUUGCACUGUGUAACGGUGGCUGGACAAGAGCAUCUAGACCAAUUCACCUUCUGUUACGUUCGGUAUAAAUUGUAUGAUAGAGAGGCUAUUUGUACAUCACUUCAAAAGCCAGUCCUGACUGUGAACAAAAGUUGUGUUACAGUGAACUUUGAUGAGGUGAAGACUAUAUAUCUGAAAAGAGCCCAAUCAUUGAUCUGGUACCUAAGUGAAGAAAAACUAGAAGUACAAGUCUGGUUGGCACAUGGAAACAAUAACAAGACACUGAGACCUCAUGAUACUGAUCGAUUAGUUGGAUAUUCAUUCAUAGAUCUGUCAACCCUGGCAGAGAAAUCUUCAAGAAAGCUUACAGUUAGUGGCGUUUAUCCACUUUUCAAGCGAGGUGCUUCUGACCUGUCAGGUGCAGCUGUAAGGUUCCACAUCACACUGGCACCAAAUGAUCCACUACUAUCUGACGACUGUACUUCUCAAAGAAUAAGCUAUGCAGAGAAUGACCAUGAUUACGAACAUGGUACUGAGGAAGAUGUAUCAUUCAUUAAUGAAAAAGAACAAGCAUCAAAAGAACACAUUGAUAAAGAAACAUCCACAGGUUCUAAUGUUGAAUGCAAGAAAAUGGCUAAUGAAAUUUCUGAGGUGGACCUAGCUAACACGUUUGCAGUGAACGUUAUAGUAGAAAGAGCAAUGCACAUAAGCUUGAAAGGUUGUCCUUUGACAGAGCAAACUGGUGUCAAACCCAGUUGCUAUGUGUCAUACACUACACCAGUCAGUCCCACUCCUAUAACAACUCAUCUGGUAGAAAAUACAAACAGCCCUGUUUGGGACCAUCAACAGCAAACAAGGCUGGCCAAAGAAUUGUUACUGGAUCCACAGCAAACUCUGGUUUUUAAAGUGUGGCAUAAAGCAGCUAUUGAUCGGGUUGUAGGGUUUGCAUCUGUAGAUCUUUCUGCUUUAUUAUCUGGAUUUCUAUGCAUAUGUGGUUGGUACAAUAUCACUGACUUUAGUGGUCACUGCCAAGGACAACUUAAAGUAGCAAUCACUCCUUUGGAAAAUAUCCAUCACCUGAGGGGGAGAAGAUGGACCCAAACACACAAACAACCAGCAGUUUCUAUUCCUACUCUUGAAUCAUUAUCAUAUAAGACCAGUGGCACAUACAACUCUUUCCCCAGUCAUAUCUCCAAAUAUUCAGAACAGCUUAUCACAUCUUUGAAUGCGGAUCCUUUGUCAGCUAAUGAUAGAUCAGUCAACAUAGAUAUCCAAACCUCCCGCCAUGAGGAACACAUGCAAAAUGUACGAAGGUUUCAUCAGUCCUUGCAGCAAAUGGAAUACAGCAUGCACAGUGCUGGGUAUUCAGAACCACUAUCACAAACUUCACGGACUACACUCUUUAGUGCUUUAAGGAGGAAUCUCAGCGAACUAGAUGAUAUUCAACGAUACUUCAGUGAGAAACUGUCGACAUCUCCAUUUUCUCGCAUGAUUAACCCAGCCCCACAGCAAAGAACAGAUGAUAAUCAAAUGGAUGGCUGUAUUAGACCCUCGCAAUCUGGUAAUGAGAUCUUGGAGAAGUCAUAUAAACUGGUCACUGAAUCUCGUCAUUUUAUGAAUGGUCUGCAAGGUGGAAAUAAAGCUGAUGUUACUAUUUCAAUGCAGCCUUCUCAAGGUACAGAAGAAGAUUGGGAGAAAAUAGCUGAAAAUGAACCACAACAAUUACAAAAUGAAAGCGACAAAACUAAGAAUAAAAUGUUUCUGUAUGUGCAGUCACCAGAGAGGGCAACUCAUUUUUGUGCUCAAGGAAAUCCAGAGUUAAAAAAAAAUGAAAUUGAUGAAUAUUUUGAUCAAGAUCAUAGAAGCUCCCAGAGCAACAGUUCUGCUGUAGAACAUGAAACCCAGCAUUAUGGUAGUGAAGGGUGUAGUGAAGAAGGAUAUGAAGAAGACGUGAUACAACCAAGAACCUUGAAUGACAUGACUGUUAUGACUGACAGGACAAGCCCUUGGUCGAGUAUUUUCUCAGAUUUGGAGGACAAUUAUAAGCUUGAGUGUGAAAGAGAGGCCCAGAAGCCAAUAGGAAAUGGAAGUCUGGCUGCAGAAGUGCAAAUAAAUCCUAUCCAUGUACAUGAUGAGCUGUUUAUCGAGAGAUUGCAAAAUGAGAAUUAUAAACCAACCAGCAAUAUGGAAGCUGGUGAGUCCUCACCACAUGCAGAAAGAUCACAAUCAGUAAAUGAAGGAACAGAUUUUGAUUUGCCAGACAGAAAUGUAAUUCUCCAAAGUGAACAAUUCACACAUACAGGAUUUCUAGAAAUACAGUCCUCAGAUGAUCAGUACUCUGUUUCCUCAAAUCCUGACAAAGCAGAAGAGCUAAUGCAAGAAAAUGCAAAUCUUAUGGAACAUGACAGUUUUUAUAGUAGAACGUUUUCGAUCACAGAUAGGAAAGAAAGAGGUUUAAAAGUAAAGAAUAUUCUUGAAGAUUGUCACCACGCAAACAGCAUCAGUGAGAUUGGAAAUGAAAACCACGAGUCCUCUGAAACGCAGACCCAGGAAGAUUCACAGUUCUCUAAAGCAGGUGGGGAAUAUGUUCGGAGGAUGCAUGAAGAGAGUGCAAAUAAAGAUUCAACAGACGAUACGCAUUCAGUCAUUUUACCUGAUCCAGUUAUAAUUCCAAACUUUUUUCUCCCACCAAGUAAUUUGGAAGCUUCAAUGAGGGUGCUCAAUGCUGCACAAUCAUUCCAAACUGCUGCAGCAGAUCCAAAUAAAGUUUCAAGUCUGAAUAGAACCAGUUCCCGGCGCAGCAAUCGUCCAAAACCAAGAUUAACACUGACUGAACUACCGAAGGAAGAAACUGAAAGAAUUGCUAAGAUUUUUGCAGGGCACUUUACAGAAGAAAGCUGAAAAAAAGUAUUUCAUUUUAAUACAAUUUUAGAAUCGGUAACAUAAUUCACAACUAAAAUUGAAGAUGUCCACAUAAAUUUCCCCUGACUUUUAAUGCUGGGUCUAGAAUUAUUUGCUUUUUGCUAAUGAGACCUGAACGUUGAAUGGGAUAAAGUCUAUUACCAGUGAUACCUUUUGCUUCUGGAAAGGAAACACAAAUGUAGUUAUCAUGUAUUAUUGCAUAUCAGUUCAGCCUGUUUGGUCUAGAAGUUCUGCUUUCUUAUGAAUGAUAGUACACAGAGAUUUUACUUGAGAUGCAAGUACAAUGUUUGAAUUUCCAUCUUCCUCAUUACCCAUGGAAAUUUAUCUUCCUUCUUCCACAGCAUCAUAAAUGAUGUGCUAAGCAGUCUGGAACACAUGAUGGGCACUGUUAAGCAUAUGGCCCAAAUGAGCAAGACAGUACAUUUUCUACAUUCCCCACUUCAUAAAGCACUGAAAUGAUAAAGUUACAGCGCUUACCUUCAAUGCAGUGUUUUCAUUGCCCACUUGUAGGAUUUUCCAAUCGUUAUUGUUCUGGUACAUAUAAUCUGUUUAAAUAGCUCAAAUUGCAUAAGCAAUCUAUUCUUCUCUCCCAAACCUUUACAAUGAGAUGUUUAAGUCUCCAUAACCUUAGCUAUACAGGAUUCUAAUGCUUGCACUGGGAACUUGCACUCAUGAAUUCACAGAAGUACCUCACUAACUGGAGCACAUACACUGUGUAUGUGAAGCUGAAUACUCUGAAUAAUAGAAAAGUAUGAGAUGUACAGGGAUACCGUUACAUUAAAAUAAGUGAACUUAUAGUGUUAGUCCGUAUGACAUUUUGGGGGGGGUGUGGGGGGAAGAAAAUGCUUGAAUCGAUUGCCUAUUUCAGGAUGAACUAGUCAGCAAUCAGCAAUGGAUAAUUGUUUUAUUCCUCUUCACAAUAUAAUUGUUGCAACUGGGUGCAUUCUCCAGAACCGCUAUUUACUUUGCAAUAAAAACCAUGGUGCAGGAACAAAUGAACCAGACUUUAAAUGGGUGUUACUUUUUUCAAACCUCUAAUCCAGUUUGAUGAUCUAUUUGAGAAAUAGUUGUAUAAUUUUUUUACAUUGUUAUAUUGGAUCAUAUAAUAAGGGAAAGCCACUGACCCUGGGGUGUAUUCACAAUCACUAGUGUCUCCUUUCCUGUACUUCAGUUUUAAUGUUAAUCUACCAUUUCAAUCUGCAAUGUGCUUGUUUGGCCCUUAUUGUAUAAGAAAGAGGAAGGUGACUCAGUGCCUUUCAGAUGUACACUUGGGAGCAUUGCUUUGUAGUGCCAACAAGAACCAAUUGGACCAUUAUUAAUAAAUUAAUAAUACAUACAAAAUAGGAGCAGGAGUAGGCCAUUCAAUAAAGUAAUGAUGGUUCUGCCCAGGCUUCAAUCCCUCUUUCUCCGUAGACUUCAACACCCUGAUACUUCAAAAAUGUAUCUACCUCUUUAAAUAUUUUGUGAUCUAGUCUCCACAGUUCUCUGUGAUCGAGAAUUGUAGACAUUCCAUACCUUCUAGGAGAAGAAAUUACUUUGCAUCUCAGUUUUAAAUGUGUCCCCUUAUUCUGUAACUAUGUUCCUUAAUUUGAGAUUGACUCACUAGUGAAAGCUUCUCCUUGACAUCUUCCCUGUCAAGCCUCCUCAGAGUAUGUUACAUUAAGAUCACCCCUUGUUCUUCUAAACUCUAAUGAAUAACUUGUUUAGUCAUAAGUAAAUCCUUUCAUUCAGAAAUCAGCCUGCUGAAUCUCUUUUGAACUACCUCCAGUUAUAAAAUAUUCCUUUUCAAAUACAGAGACCACAACUGUACACAGUACUUGCCAGUGCAGCCAAGUCAAAAUCUUGUACAGUUGGAACAAGACUUCCCUGCUUUUAAAUUCCAAAACCAACAAAAAUGGCCAGAAUUCCAUUUGCCUGUUUAAUUACUUUCUAUAUCUCCAGGCUAACUUAUUGUGUUUCCUGUACAAUAAUAUGUAGAUCAUUCUGCUGCACAUUUUUAGAAUCUGUCUCAAUUUAAAUUAGAGUUUCUUAUUUUUCCUGACAAAGUGUAUGACCUCACACUUCCCGACAUUAAUCUCCAUCUGCUGAGCUUUUGCUCAACCUAUCUAUUUACCCGAUAGAUUUCUUAUAUCCUCAUCAUAAAAUGCCUUCUUAUUGUCAGCAAAUUUGGACACAUUGCACUCUGCUCUAUGUUCUUUUAAGUAAGGUCUGUGCUGUAAGUACAGAAUGUCAAAAUCGUAGGGCAGCUAAUUGCUUUCAUGUACAUGGAUGGGAGGACUUCAUUUAGUUGGCAUUGUUUUAAUCUAUUUGUAUUUGUACGAAAUUAAAUCUUGUAUAGUAAGCUAUUAAAUUUUAACAUACAUUUGUAUCAGUUAAAAAUAUGUCUGGCUUUUCAGAAGUAUCGCAGGACAAUAAAUUAUUUUUCAAUGUGGCACUUUUUGUUUUCUUUGUCAUACACUUAUCUGAUUUACUGAAACCAGUUGGAACAUCCUGUUGCUCUGAUUGACUUGCAUUAGGAAUAGGAACAUGCUCCAUGAUUCAGCUACAUCAUAACUAAUCUUCUAUUUUCAGUGCUGUCUUCUCACAUUAUUCCCAUAUUGUUUGUUAUUUCCAGUAUCUAGAAAUUCAUUGAUAUCUAUUUUGAACAUAAUGAUUGAUCCUAUGUAGCCCUUUGAGCCGGAUAAUUCCGAAGAUUCACCACCCUCUGAGUGAAGAAAUUCCUAAUCUCAGACUUAAAAAGUUUGCCUGUUUUUCUGAGAUGGUGCCCCUUCAUUCUGGAUCACAUGCCAAGGGAAGCACCUUUCAUAAAUCUACCCUUUCUGAUGUGCAGGAACUUUGCAUGUUUCAAUGAAAUACUGUUACAAUGCGAUAAUCUCCUGUUUUCUAAAUGCUAUUGGACUGUAUAUCACAAAAGGUACUCUAAAAUAACAAAUAUGCUUAGUACUGUAAUUACCACUGUUGAUAUGUUUUUACAUUGUUGUACAUAAUGGAUAUCUUUAUACAUGUAUAC